This is a messenger RNA of Cylicocyclus nassatus, 738 nucleotides long. The record is from the annotation of a GenBank genome assembly. NCBI's taxonomy places the organism in Eukaryota, Metazoa, Nematoda, Chromadorea, Rhabditida, Strongylidae.
AUGAUUGCCGAGAAGUAUGGCGCUGCAAUCAUAGCGUACGACUUCAAGCAGGCAGGAAGUACUGCUAAGGUAGAUUAUGUUUCAGAUGCAGACGCCCUUAUAGUAAAUGCAAUUUACUUCGAAGCAAAUUGGUAUCACAAGUUUAACAAGGGAUUCACAAAAAAGGCUAUGUUUCAUCAUUCUGCAGAUAAUAAAGAAAAGGUAGACUAUAUAAAUGAGUACAGAAAAAAUCGCAUGUAUGCUGAGAAUGAAGUCGUUCAAGUUCUAUCGCUACCCUAUAAGGACACAUCCUACUCUUUCAAUAUAUUUUUGCCUAAGAAAAGAUUCGACAUUGAUGAGCUCCGUGCAAAGUUGGAUGGAGCUGCAAUUCAAAAUCUGCUCUCAUGUUCAAGAUCAACGUAUUUAAGCAAAAUAUCAAUUCCCAAAAUGAAACUUGAAAAGGACUACGAGUUGAAACAGGCUCUGUUGGCUAUGGGUGUUACCUACCUCUUCGAUAGCGCAUCGGCCGAUCUAUCAGGGAUUUCAAAAGUCGGCCUGUAUGCGUCUGACGCAAAGCAUAGAGCUUUUAUUGAGGUUGACGAGGAAGGUACAACUGCAGCCGCAGCAACUUACAUCGGAAUAAGGAAACCAAUGAUGUUGACCAUCCACCAAAACCCCAAAAAAUUCAUCGCAGACCACCCAUUCAUUUUUAUUCUCAACAAGGAUAAAAACGCUCUCUUCAUUGGGCAAUUUGUAUGA